AUGGCAAGUUCCACCGAAGGUCCGCCUUUUGCCCUGCCUAACUGGAAAACGCAAAUGUCGGUGCUGCUGACGCUACCACCGAGGGAAUAUCGUCAGCAGAAGUCCGCAUAUCGUAAUUGGAUCAACUCAAUGGGUCUACGGACGGUGGUCCACAGCCUCUAUGGAGACCUCUUCUCUGGAACUGUGAUUUUCAAACUCUACGAUCUUAUCAAAUCUGGAAGUGUCGAUUGGUUGCGGGUCAAUCGUUUUUUCUCGACUGGCCUGGCCAAAGCCAAUUUUCAGCACCUCGAGAACUGUAACUAUAUGGUCGAAUUGGGUCAACGAGCGGGCUUCAGUCUAGUUGGAGUGGCUGGAUCUGACCUCAAGGAUCGGAAAAUGACACCGAUUCUGGCUUUGCUAUGGCAACUGAUGCGCGCCUACACACUCUCCUUGUUGGUGAAGUUGGCGGAGCGAACGGAGGGGACGGACACGAUGGGCUACCACAGGGCUCGUUCACCCGUCUCCAACAUGCCAAUCAUUUCGGAGCGCGGCAUUAUCGACUGGGUUAAUGGACGUCUGGCCGGGGCUAACAAACCACGUCGCAUCUCCGUGGGUGCCGGAUUCUCCGAUUUUGAGUUAAGAAAUGGCCUUCUGAUCAUUGACCUGCUGGAUGCCAUCAGUCCGGGAUGUGUGGAUUAUAGCGUGGUCAAUAAAGGACUCACCCCUGCAGAGCGCCUUUCCAACGCGCAGUAUGCAGUCACAGUGGCACGGCGUAUCGGAGCCAAGAUAUAUGCAGUCCCGGAGGACAUAACCGAGGUCAAACCCCGUAUGCUAAUGACAGUAUUUGCAUGCAUCAUGGCGAUAGACCUGGAAAAGAAUCAUAAAGUAGUCAUACCAAAGAAAUCAUCGCCCUCGCCAACAAGAAUGAGCUCGGUCACCAUAAAUGAGGUCACGAGAUCACCAUCACCGAGUGGAGAAAAUUGUACCAGCACAAGUCUUUCGAUCUGCCAAAUGGCCUAUCAAGAUAGCCCUAAAAGCGGAUACCAGCGGCUUGUGGAUACGAACACUCUUGCAGAAAAACGUGCAACAAUGAACAGAGUGGAAACACAAAUGUCGACCCUCAGAGUGGAGAGUUAUAUGGUGAAGAACAACCCUCUCACAGUGGAUAUAGGCAAGGUGCAGUAUGCGGAGAAGGGCACGUACUACGACCCACCUCAACGACGCUUUUUCGGAUCACCACCACCACCGCGAUCACGACAUGCAGAACUCUUCUCUUCACCACGUCUCUAUCGUAGUGAACUGACUAAAUCUACCACGGCGCUCGAUCAGAUUGGCAAAUUAAGCUAUACUGGUGGUGGGGAAGCCCCCCAGGACUAUCGACCUGUUGGAAAAGCACUACAGAAAUUCACUAAGGACAAGGGCACCCAAUGCGAGGCCACCACAUGGAAAGCAGGUGUCCCAGAGGUCUGGAAUCGAGACUCCAAGAAGAGCGACAUAUUUGCAGCCUCAUUGCGGGAUGUAGGUGGGAGCAUUCGCACCGCCCCCAAUGGAGUGGGCAGAAAUUCAAGAAUGGAUGGCGUAACCUUACCUCAGAGGAGAGGUUUCGCGGCAGCUUAUGGGGAGUACGCGAGCAAAACGGUCCAGGCGAACCGUCAAGGUGGAUCGGGCAUUCGUCGCGGUGGUGGUGGGCGAGUCUUCAUGGCGGCCGAUAUUCACCACGAUUAUUGA
Molecule: messenger RNA, 1707 nt
Organism: Echinococcus granulosus
Lineage: Eukaryota; Metazoa; Platyhelminthes; Cestoda; Cyclophyllidea; Taeniidae
Product: Plastin-3
Exons: 4
Coding region: 1-1707 (568 amino acids)
Biological process (GO): actin filament bundle assembly; actin filament network formation
Cellular component (GO): actin filament bundle; cytoplasm; actin filament
Molecular function (GO): actin filament binding
Source: RefSeq, a predicted model, not a curated record